This is a messenger RNA of Talaromyces rugulosus, 396 nucleotides long. RefSeq lists its product as uncharacterized. Lineage: Eukaryota; Fungi; Ascomycota; Eurotiomycetes; Eurotiales; Trichocomaceae. Gene Ontology annotation, molecular function: RNA nuclease activity; RNA binding. The coding region runs from base 1 to 396 and encodes 131 amino acids. The transcript has 2 exons. The record is from RefSeq and is a predicted model, not a curated record.
AUGCAGAUCAGUCAAAUUGCCACUACCCUCUUCCUCCUCGCCAGCUCGGUGCAGGCUACCGCCAUCAUCAAGGCGCGUGCUAGCUGCGUUGAGACUUGCGGCAGCGUCUGCUACUGGCAGACCGACAUUGACGACGCCCUGAACAAGGGCUACUCGGAGUACAAAUCUGGCGGCGAGCUGGACAGCUACCCUCACACUUACAACGACUACGAAGGCUUCGACUUCCCUGUCGACGGCCCAUACCAGGAAUUCCCUAUUCUGAGCUCGUUCGAGGUCUACACUGGUGGCAGCCCUGGUGCUGAUCGCGUCAUCUUCAACGAACAGGGUGACUAUGCCGGCUUGAUUACUCACACGGGAGCCAGCGGCGAUGACUUUGUCGCUUGCACUUCUAGCUAA